AUUGCUAAUUUGGAGAUUAUUAAGUUUCUAAACUUUUCGUAUUAUCUUUAUAACUAUAUAUUAAUUAAACAAUAUUUAGGUUUACGAAUUCGGUUUCUUGAUUAGGUUUGGGAAUCCUAAUGUGUGCGGCCGCGCUAAAUUAUUGUAAUGACACAUGUCAAGUCAAUGUCUUUCUAAUCUAAAGCCUGUAAGAUGCUUUGCUUUGCCUGCCCUCGCCCAGCCUUCAAAAUCAAUCAAUCAAACAGCAAUGAAGUGAAUUUUGGGAAUUUUGCUUUUGUUUGGUUUAUUUAUCGGCUUUUAAACAAUGUUCUGAUUUUACAUUAUUAGUUAAGGGUAUUUAUACAAUACAGACACCCAAAUAUAUCCAAUAUGUCAACUUGCACUUUAAAUCAAUACAUUCAGAUGGUGGAAAGAGUUUUCAGAACUUCUCAAGGGAUUAUGCUAGCUCGUCUACUUUCCUUGAGAGAUGAACAUGUGGGGAACAGACAACUACGUUCUAGUGAUAUAGCAACAAUCGUUGAAGGCAACUGUUUGGCUCCAUUGGAUGAAAUCAUCAUUGCUCAUCUACUUUGUGUAAAAGCACUAUAUUUACAAGACUACAUGGAAGCAUACAGUCAUCAAAGUGCAUGUGUAGGCGCAGUUGUGAGGUUACUCCAAGCUCAGAAGGAGGAGAACUGGAGUCUUCCCCUUAUGUACACAGUUUGUUUGGAUCUUCGGCUGGUUGCACAGAAAGCAGAAUACUGCAAUGCACAGAGUAAUGGGAAAAUAUUGGAAAAAGCUGCAGAAAGUUUACUUGCAUGCUUUAGAGUUUGUGCGGCUGAUAAUAGAUCUUCAGACUAUGAAACAAAAAGACUGGGAAUGUUGACCCUUGUCAACCAACUACUUAAAGUGUAUUUUCGUAUAAAUAAGCUGCAUUUAUGCAAACCUUUGAUAAGGGCCAUAGAUUCAUCUCCAUUUAAAGAUCAGUUCCCAUUAGCUCAACAAAUCACCUAUAGAUAUUUUGUUGGACGCAAAGCUAUGUUUGAUUCAGACUAUCGGUCAGCUGAUGAGUACCUGUCAUUUGCGUUUGAGAACUGCCACAAGAAAUGCAGCAAAAAUAAACAGUUGAUCUUGACUUACUUGGUACCAGUGAAAAUGCUUUUGGGAUUUAUGCCAGCAAAGCAUUUAUUGGAGAAAUAUGAUCUCUUACAAUUUUGGGAUUUAGUGUCUGCUGUCAAAAAAGGUGAUUUGAGAGGCAUUGACCAUGUAAUGGAAGAACAUGAGAGCUUUUUCAUUCGGGCUGGGAUUUAUUUGAUGGUGGAAAAACUAAAAAUAACUGCCUACAGGAAUUUGUUUAGAAAAGUGUAUUUGGCAGAGAAUACACAUCAGAUUGAUAUAGCCAGUUUUCAAGCGGCAUUGCAAAUAAUGGGACAAGAUGAUGUUGAUGCAGAUGAGACUCAGUGUAUUGUUGCCAACCUAAUUUAUGAUGGAAAAAUAAAGGGAUAUAUCUCAUACCAACACAAGAAAGUUGUAGUCAGCAAACAGAAUGCAUUCCCACCUCUCUCUAGUUUGUAUUAAUCUUGAUAUUUAUGGUACUUCAUAAUUUGUAAGUUAAUUUUUUCUAUGAAUAUAGAAAUGAAACAAUGAUGACA
This is a messenger RNA of Plodia interpunctella (Indianmeal moth), 1631 nucleotides long. RefSeq names its product PCI domain-containing protein 2 (gene PCID2). The record is from RefSeq and is a predicted model, not a curated record. The transcript has 3 exons. Gene Ontology annotation, cellular component: transcription export complex 2. NCBI's taxonomy places the organism in Eukaryota, Metazoa, Arthropoda, Insecta, Lepidoptera, Pyralidae. Gene Ontology annotation, biological process: poly(A)+ mRNA export from nucleus; post-transcriptional tethering of RNA polymerase II gene DNA at nuclear periphery; transcription elongation by RNA polymerase II. The coding region runs from base 370 to 1557 and encodes 395 amino acids. Gene Ontology annotation, molecular function: double-stranded DNA binding; RNA binding.